This is a messenger RNA of Eruca vesicaria subsp. sativa (arugula), 1957 nucleotides long. NCBI's taxonomy places the organism in Eukaryota, Viridiplantae, Streptophyta, Magnoliopsida, Brassicales, Brassicaceae. The record is from the annotation of a GenBank genome assembly.
UACACACUCUCUUGUCUUCUAUUAGCUUUUAUUCACAUUCAGAUAUUUCCAAUAUCUACUGAUGCACUUCAACACAAAAUUGAAACUCCUUGGUUCUUAUGUUUUACGAGUAACAUUUUUUUUAAUCUUUACAGAUUAUGGUGUUAGCUCAUAUGACAUUGGAGAUGGAUUCGGACAUUUCACCAUUUCAACUCAAGAUGUUUACAAAAUGGUUGAGACCGUCCGCGCCAAGGGUGGAAACGUCACCAGAGAACCUGGUCCAGUCAAAGGUGGAAGCAGUAUUAUUGCAUUUGUGAAGGACCCUGAUGGUUACACUUUUGAGCUCAUUCAAAGAGGUCCAACUCCUGAACCACUCUGCCAAGUCAUGCUUCGUGUUGGUGACCUUGACCGCGCCAUCAAAUUCUACGAAAAGGCCCUUGGGAUGAAACUCUUGACAAGGAUUGAGAAACCUGAAUACAAGUACACCAUAGGCAUGAUGGGAUAUAAUGAGUCGAUAGUUUUGGCGCUAACCUAUAACUACGGCGUGACUGAGUACACAAAGGGAAAUGCAUAUGCACAGAUUGCAAUAGGCACGGAUGAUGUGUACAAAAGCGGUGAAGUUGUGAAGAUAGUCAGUAAAGAGCUAGGAGGAAAUAUCACUAGAGAACCAGGACCUCUUCCUGGAAUUGGCACCAAGAUUGUCUCAUUCCUUGAUCCAGAUGGCUGGAAAACGCUUGAGGAGGAAGUUAAGAUGAGAGGUGGGAGUCUAUGGCAGCUAGGGCAAUCCAUAACCCGCCGUCUUGCUCAAUCCGACAAGAAAGCUCUGUCACGCCGCUACUUAGCCUCUAGUGCUGACCUGAAAAAGACUGCACUUCACGACUUCCAUGUCUCCCACGGUGGAAAGAUGGUUCCAUUUGCUGGUUGGAGUAUGCCAAUUCAGUACAAAGACUCCAUCAUUGACUCAACUGUUAACUGCAGGGUCAAUGGGAGUUUGUUUGAUGUUGCACAUAUGUGUGGUUUGAGUCUUAAAGGCAAAGACUGUGUUUCUUUCCUGGAGACUCUCGUGGUUGCUGAUGUGGCUGGUUUGGCUCCUGGAACAGGGAGUUUAACAGUGUUUACUAAUGAGAAGGGUGGUGCUAUUGAUGACUCUGUGAUUACUAAAGUGACUGAUGAGCAUAUCUAUUUGGUGGUGAAUGCUGGUUGUAGAGAUAAGGAUUUGGCUCAUAUUGAAGAACAUAUGAAGGCUUUUAAAUCUAAAGGUGGUGAUGUCUCGUGGCAUAUACAUGAUGAGAGAUCUCUUCUCGCCCUUCAGGGUCCUUUGGCUGCUCCGGUGCUUCAACACUUGACUAAAGAAGACUUGAGCAAGCUUUACUUUGGACAGUUUCAGAUUCUUGACAUUAAUGGUUCCACCUGCUUCCUUACCAGAACCGGGUACACUGGGGAAGACGGGUUUGAGAUCUCUGUUCCAUCAGAGCAUGCAGUUGAUUUAGCUAAAGCAAUCUUGGAGAAAUCCGAGGGAAAGGUAAGGCUUACAGGUCUAGGAGCAAGAGACAGUCUCAGGCUAGAAGCAGGGCUUUGUCUAUAUGGCAAUGACAUGGAGCAACACAUUUCUCCUGUUGAAGCUGGGCUCACAUGGGCCAUAGGGAAACGUAGAAGAGCUGAAGGAGGGUUUCUUGGUGCGGAUGUGAUCCUUAAACAGCUUCAAGAUGGGCCUACGAUCAGAAGGGUUGGAUUUUUCUCUUCAGGACCGCCAGCUAGGUCGCAUAGCGAAGUACAUGAUGAGAAUGGUAACAAGAUUGGAGAGAUCACGAGUGGUGGGUUUAGUCCGAACUUGAAGAAGAACAUAGCCAUGGGGUAUGUGAAGUCUGGUCAGCACAAGACUGGGACUAAAGUCAAGAUCUUGGUCCGUGGGAAACCUUAUGAAGGUAACAUCACUAAGAUGCCGUUCGUGGCCACCAAAUACUACAAGCCAUCAUGA